Manihot esculenta (cassava) is the source of this 2453-nucleotide messenger RNA. RefSeq names its product regulation of nuclear pre-mRNA domain-containing protein 1B. The record is from RefSeq and is a predicted model, not a curated record. The coding region runs from base 600 to 2189 and encodes 529 amino acids. The transcript has 7 exons. Gene Ontology annotation, cellular component: RNA polymerase II, holoenzyme. Gene Ontology annotation, molecular function: RNA polymerase II complex binding. Lineage: Eukaryota; Viridiplantae; Streptophyta; Magnoliopsida; Malpighiales; Euphorbiaceae. Gene Ontology annotation, biological process: mRNA 3'-end processing.
CGGGUUUGGUUAGGUUCCUAUAUGCGGAUACAAUGCGCUAGAUGGCUCCAACCCUCUUCCCUGCAAAUUUCCCUGGAAAUAUUUCUAGGGUUUAAUUUAAAUUCUUCCGCGACAUUUCUCAUCUAUUUCUCCCGCAUAAAUCAUUUCCAUUUUGUCACCUUGCAACUCUCAAUUUGAUAAAUCGUUCAAACUCUUAUCUAUCUGUAGACGCAUCUUCUCGUGAUUUCCCUUCACGUCGUUUCUAUCAUCUUGUGCUUAAACUUACAAGGUUUCAUUAGGUAUCACGCAUUGUUCCUCUCUGCAACCUCAGUUCCCUUUACCAGCAUUCUACCGAAUUUGGCGUCAUCCUGUAGUUUGAAUGUGUUAUUGCUUCUGGCAAUUUGCAGUCUUUGAAUAUUUGGGACUUCUUAGGGUUUAUAAGCUCACAGCUUUGUAAGUUUCUGGGUUCUUAUUCUUUCAGCUUUCCCAAUUGGAUUUGCAAAGGGCACUGUUUGGUUUCUAAAAGCCACGAACGGAAGGUUAUUUGCUUUAGGGCUUUGUUAUUGAUAUUGUUGCUGGUGGUUGGAGGGUAGUUUACUGGGGGGCACUGUUAAGUUGGAAUGAAUAGUAUUUUCAGUGAACAGAUACUUGCAGACAAGCUUGCUAAGCUGAACAGCACCCAACAAUGUAUUGAAACUUUGUCACACUGGUGCAUAUUUCAUCAAAGCAAAGCAGAACAAGUUGUUGCAACAUGGGAGAAACAAUUCCACAGUUCACAGAUGACUCAGAAAGUUCCUUUACUUUAUCUUGCAAAUGAUAUUCUACAGAACAGUAAACGUAAAGGAAAUGAAUUUGUCUCAGAGUUUUGGAAGGUUCUUCCUGCUGCACUUAAAGAAGUUGUUGAGAAAGGUGAUGAUCGGGGCAAGAAUGUGGUCUCCCGAUUGGUAAACAUAUGGGAAGAAAGAAGAGUAUUUGGAUCCCGUGCCCGGAGCCUCAAAGAUGUAAUGCUUGGUGAAGAUUUACCUCCACCAUUGGAGUUUAGCAAAAAACGUUCACGCUCUGUCAAAAUUAUGAAACGGGAUUCCCGAUCCAUUAGAACGAAAUUAACAAUUGGAGGUGCUGCGGAAAAAAUUGUAUCAGCAUACCACUUGGUGGUCAGUGAAUUUCCUACGGAAGAGGCAGAGAUGAGUAAUUGUAAGUCUAUAGUCAACCGUGUGAGGAAGAUGGAGAAAGAUGUUGAUAUUGCUUGUAAUAAUGGAAAAGAUCCAAAAAGAAAAAGUUUAGCGAAAGACUUAGAGGAGGAAGAAAAUCUUUUGAAGCAAUGCGUUGAGAAACUAAAAUCAGUUGAAGCAAGUAGAGUAGCACUUGUGUCUCAGUUAAAAGAAGCUCUACAUGAACAGGAGUCUGAUCUGGAGAACAUUCGAACUCAGAUGCAGGUUGCCCAGGCACAGGCGGAGGAAGCCAGCAACAUGCAAAAGCGGCUCAAUGAUGAAUAUUAUGUACCCAGUGCAACUCAACCAGUUGAUAUAAAUGCAAAAGCAGGGCAAACACCUAAGAGGACAGCUGCAGCCAUUGCUGCUGAAGUAGCAGAUAAGCUUGCAGCUUCCAGUUCCUCUCAAAUGAUUAUGCACUCUGUUCUUUCUACAUUUGCAGCAGAAGAAGCAAAGAAUGCAGGAAUAACGAAGGCCUCAACACCGUCAAAUUCGAUAACUACGACGCCCACAAACUCAGUCGUUGAUUCCUUGGCAAAGCCUGACAAGUCCCUGUCCUUGCCCAUUUCAGAUCCCAGUGUUUUUAUGCCAACAGUGUCACUUUCUGCUCCGUCUAACCAUUAUCAGUCGGUUAUGCUUUCCCCACCUACCAUGCAGAACCAGGCCCAUAGCUCUCAACCUCAGUUUCAUAUACUUCCAAACUCAUCCCAACAAUAUUUGCAGCCAUCAGGGGGUAUUAUGACUGGGUACGGCUACGGAAGCAUUUCUCCCUUGCCUCCAGGGCCACCUCCACCCCCACCAUACAUGGUGAGUCCGAUGGUGCCUUUGACUCAACAACCAUCACAAAUAACUCAGCAGCAACCAAUGCCAAUGGCACUGCAGCAGGCCCCAAUAACUCAGCAACAACCAAUGCCUCCAACCCAACAACCGCCAGGUCCUAGUUUUCGCCCCCUUCAGCCACCUGUGAUGAUGUAUUAUAAUCACCCUCCCCAUUCUUAAUAUAGUAAAAGGACAUUACUCUUAGGCGGGUAGAUAGUAUAAUCAGUAAGCACUACUACCAUGUUUGUGGGCAGGUUCAGUUUCUCGAGUAUUUUAAAAUUUUGUUUGUUAUCAGCCUUUCUGAGGUUACAUGUAGAAAUCUGAAAAUAAUUUUUAAGGUAAAAUUUCUCAAAACAUCAAAUAGCAACUGGGAAAGGGGACAUUGGAGGUGGGAAUUAGCUUGAGCAUCAGGUUGACAGGACAAAGGUUAGACCUUUUUUUUUU